AUGUACGAGUUUGGUGAAGAGGGUUGGAGUAGUGUUGGUUCACCUGUUGGCGCAUUAUCAGGUGUUUAUGAUCUGGUUGAUGUGAAACUAAAGUAUCGUAUUGAUAGAAAUUCUGGAUUUGACUUUCUAAUAAGUGGAAAUGAUACUGAGGAAUUUAUUGUACAUAGUUUAGCUGAAAAGCGUUUACAAGCUAGAGUUGGUGAUUAUUAUGAAUGUGUUUCAGAGACUCAAUUUGUUUUUGAUACAGAAAAUAGUACAGUAGUUAAUUCGAAUGAUAAUUACAUUAAAUCACAUAACGACAAAUGGAAUAUUAUAAUGAGUUUACAAAGUGUACGCUCUCAAGCAUUUGCUGACGUCAAUGUACCAGAAUUUACUGGAGCAAGUGUUGUGUGUGCUGGUGAUAUCUCACAUGAUAUGAGUCUAUCUAUUGCAAUUGGUUUAUCAUUGUGCAGUUUAGUUAUUUGUGUACUAUUCGGUUUAGCAAUUAAUCACUUAAGACAAAAAGAUGAAGUCUUUAAACCUGUGGAUACAACAGGAGAUGACCAAAAGUCAUGAAAAUAUAACGAUGAUUAUGAACAAUGUCUCAAAUUGCAAACAUUUAGCAUUAUUAUCACAUUCAUGACUUACAUUACUCAUUUUUAAGUUCACCAUUAUUCAUUAUAUCAGUCACCUAAACCAGAUCA
Molecule: messenger RNA, 683 nt
Organism: Schistosoma curassoni
Lineage: Eukaryota; Metazoa; Platyhelminthes; Trematoda; Strigeidida; Schistosomatidae
Source: the annotation of a GenBank genome assembly